Molecule: messenger RNA, 1060 nt
Organism: Dermacentor silvarum
Lineage: Eukaryota; Metazoa; Arthropoda; Arachnida; Ixodida; Ixodidae
Exons: 6
Coding region: 1-918 (305 amino acids)
Biological process (GO): monoatomic anion transmembrane transport
Source: RefSeq, a predicted model, not a curated record
AUGGCGCGGCAGCACAGCGGCUCCCAGGGCCUGCCCAGGUCACACGCAGUGAGGCCGGGGCAGAGCCUCCAGCGCCUUCGGUGGAAGCAGCUAGCGCUGCGCCACCCCAUCAAAAGCAGGCUGUGCAGACCCCCAGGUCAGCAAGCCUCAAGGCCUCUCUCCACACGGCGAGGCCCAGCUCGAACACACCCGUACUACGAGUUGUUCCCGCUUCUCUGCUUGGCCGUCUGGAUUAUGUUCAACAAUUUUCUCAGGACGUCGGAGGAGAAGCUGGUAACCGACUACGGGGUGCUGGUGCCGCUGCUAGGGUGGAUGUCGGUGUUCACGCAGCCGAGGGCGCUGGGCAGAAGAGUCGCGCCGCCCGUGGAGCGUGUCGUGCGCACACUGCCCUGGGGCGCCCUGCUGCUUGUCGCAUGUCAGCUGGCCGCGCACGCCGCCUGGCCGACCUUCGCUCCAGCUGCCAUCACGGCGUCUGUCAGGCUGGCCCACUCCCUCGGUAACCAGAGGCCCUUCGUGAUCCAGCUGGCGCUCACCAGCGUAUCCUGCCUGCUAACAGAGUUCCUGGGCGCACACCAAACUGUGGCUCUGCUGCUGCCCGCUGCGGCCAUUCUGGCGCAGCAGCGCAAGUGUUCGUGGCCCUACCUGGCGGUGCCGCUGACUGCCGCCUCGUCCAUCGGGGUCAUCCUUCCCACGGCGUCCGUCACCAUGGCCGUCGUGCACGACCUGGCCAACCUGAAACCUGACGUCACGGUGCUGCCAGGUAUCCUGACGAAGGUGGCAGCCAUGCUGGUGCUCGUGCUCGGAGCCAACACCAUCGGCAGCGUGCUGCUUGGCUGGACCAUACCCAUCGACGUGGCCGGCUAUGGACUCAACGCCAGCGACCUGUUCACUGGCGCUGACGAAGAGCACGGUGUCUAGAUUCGCCCCCGCACGCGACACGUGUCGCUUCUUCACGCAAAAGAUUAUGCGUAGCGAUUGAUGUUGCUAAUGAUGUAUUCAAAUACGGUGCCUUUAUUGUAUGAAUGAAUGAAUGGAUGAAUUUUGUUCCAAAUGAGAUGAC